AUGGGGGAAGAUAUCGAGAUGAAGGACGCCACCACGGUGGCGGCGACCACCGAGGACGACACCAAGCACAUCAUUGACGACAUUGACCAGAAUUUCGCCCUCCUUUCCAAGGCGCUGGCCAACUUCGAUAACUGGUACAUCUCGAAAGUCCUCCGUGAUUUGGGCCCGUUGCGCCGCAAACUCGUCAAGCACCCCGAGGUGCUUGUCACCGCCAUCACCAAGGUGUUUGGCUCGGCUCCCGAGUGGCACUACGUCUACCAGGCGUUGUCGGCGUCGCCUGACCCUCUGGUGCCCGAACGCAAGGAGAUCCCUUUGAUCCCUGAGAUUGAGCUCUAUCUCCACUUGUUGGUGCAAGUGUACCUUUUGGACACUGAACAGUUACAGAAGCUUGACCAAUUCAACGAGCAUGUGGUGCGGUUGAUGGCGGCGGUCAACCACCGGUCGCUUGACUUUUUGAAAGCAAAGAUCUGGUUCUACAUCCAGCGGACUAAAGAAUUAUUAAACGAUCUUUACCCGAUACGCCCAGCGCUCUUGGCGGGCUUAAGAACGGCGGUGUUGCGCCACGACCCUGAGACUACGGGGCUGAUCUUGACGUUGCUUUUGCGUAAUUACUUGCUUACUCACGACGUCAACCUGGCAGCCAACCUUGUCGACAAGACGGAAUUCCCCGAAAACUGCGGUAAUGCGUUGAGCGCUCGUUACUACUACUACUUGGCCCGCAUCAACGCCGUGCAAUUGGACUACAGUACCGCUCACGAGUUCGUGAUUGCCGCCAUCAGAAAGACCCCGCAGACCUCACUUGCCACCGGUUUCCUCCAGGCGGCCACCAAACUACAGAUUGUCAUCGAGUUGUUGAUGGGUGACAUCCCCGAAUUGCAGAUGUUCCGCAAACAACAAGGCCGGUUUGAACCCUACCUUAUGGUGACCAAAGCGGUGCGUUUGGGUGACUUGAAGCUUUUCCUGCAAACGGUGAAGAAGUACGAACAGGAGUUCAAGCAGGAUAACAACUACACGUUGGUGAUCAGAUUGAGACAGAAUGUCAUCAAGACGGGUAUCCGGAUAAUCUCGCUUGCCUACUCGAAGAUCUCGUUACGGGACAUUUGCAUCAAGCUUCACCUCGACUCGGAAGAGCUGACGGAAUACAUCGUGUCGAAGGCGAUCCGCGACGGGGUCAUCGAUGCCCUGAUCAACCACGAAAAGGGGUACAUGCAGCUGCGGGAGUUGAUUGACGUCUACUCCACUAAAGAGCCCCAGGCUGAAUUUGAUCAGCGGAUCCGCUUCUGCUUGCUGUUGCACAACGACUCGGUGAAAGCGAUGCGCUACCCCAGCGACGUCGACGCGCCGCAGCAGGUGGAAAAGGAGGACCGCGAAGACGAAAUCGACUUGUUGAAGGCGAUUGAAGAAGGCGACCUAGAUGACUACAUGGACUAG
Messenger RNA from Diutina rugosa, 1431 nucleotides. It is a transcript of the gene RPN3, whose product is annotated as proteasome regulatory particle lid subunit. Bases 1 to 1431 code for a protein of 476 amino acids. NCBI's taxonomy places the organism in Eukaryota, Fungi, Ascomycota, Pichiomycetes, Serinales, Debaryomycetaceae. The transcript has a single exon. The record is from RefSeq and is a predicted model, not a curated record. Gene Ontology annotation, biological process: regulation of protein catabolic process; ubiquitin-dependent protein catabolic process. Gene Ontology annotation, cellular component: proteasome complex; proteasome regulatory particle, lid subcomplex. Gene Ontology annotation, molecular function: enzyme regulator activity.